Molecule: messenger RNA, 2245 nt
Organism: Vicia villosa (hairy vetch)
Lineage: Eukaryota; Viridiplantae; Streptophyta; Magnoliopsida; Fabales; Fabaceae
Product: probable WRKY transcription factor 21
Exons: 5
Coding region: 62-553 (163 amino acids)
Biological process (GO): regulation of DNA-templated transcription
Molecular function (GO): sequence-specific DNA binding; ubiquitin-protein transferase activity; DNA-binding transcription factor activity
Source: RefSeq, a predicted model, not a curated record
AACUCUGUACUUGUGACGACUAUCUUUCUUCCACACACUAAUUGUUUAGAGUGAAUUACACAUGCCUAAAACCAAGAACAAGAGCAAUGGACAUAAAACCAAGUUCGGAGAUGACAAGGAUGGAAACACCUUGCCUUCAGGACCAGUGAAGCGGAAAAGGAUGCGUCCUGCUAAUCAGAAGAGAACAGCUGCAUCUGAGAUGUCUGCCUCAGCACAACUCGUGUUAGAUGCAACAGGGAGCAGGUGCAACCGGAAAAACAGUCCUAUUUGGUUUACUUUAGUUGCUUCAGAAGACCAGAAUGGAGAAAUUUCCUUGCCACAGAUCUCUGCUUGCUAUUUAAAAAUAAAGAAGCAUAGAGUGAAGAUAUCAAUUAAGGCGCCUGCUAUCAGCAACAAACUUGCUGAUAUCCCUCCUGAUGAUUACUCGUGGAGGAAGUACGGGCAGAAGCCGAUCAAGGGCUCUCCUCACCUAAGGACUGAAUCGGAUUUGAUCGAAGAGAUUAUCAAAACAGUUUUACUAAAAUUGAGUCACAAGUAUACAAAUGAACUCUGAUGCUUGUUCUUACCAGAUGAAAACUAUUCAAGCAUUGAGUCAUUAGUAAAAUAUGAUUCAGGAGAAGUUAAAAUAAUUGGAAUAUGGGGCAUGGGAGGCAUAGGAAAGACAACCCUUGCUGCUGCCAUAUUUCAGAAGGUCUCUUCCCUAUAUGAAGGUAGUUGUUUACACUAUAUGAGGUGAUCAUGUAUUCUAGUUUUGAAAGUUGUAGUGCCACAAAAAUCAACCGUUGGAGAAAACUCAAAGCUGCCUCUUCUACAUUUAAUGUGUUAGAUUUUGGGGCGAAAGGUGAUGGACGCGCCGACGACAGAAAGGUGACUGAAAAUAAGACUAGCUUUUGAAGAUGCAUGGGCAGCUGCUUGUAAGAUUGAGGCUUCAACAAUGGUUGUUCCAUCUGGUUCUGUUUUUCUUGUAAAACCAAUUUCAUUCUCUGGCCCUAAUUGUUAGCCAAACAUUGUUUUUCAGGUGAAUUUUGAGUUUGUCUUAUUCACUUUUCUUACAUUUUCAUGCAUUCUAUGUCAAGUCAAAUACAUAAUGUUUUAGAAUUUAAUUCAUCAAAUUUUUUACAUUAUAAACUAAUCAUCUAGGCCGGUCUAAGGCCAAGCCAAUAAAACAAGGGCUUUGAGCCUAAAAAUAUAUUUUACUAUAUAAUUUUUUAAAAUUUUAAUUAUGACUACAUAAAAUUACACAUACGAUUAUUAGUUUAAAAUUUUAAAUUCAAUAUUCUUAUAUUGAACAAUUAAAAAUCACAUUUAAACUUAGAUUAUGAUUGUGAAUGGACGUAUGCGUGAAUGAGGUGAAUUUGAUUUGAAUAUUUUUACACUAAAAAUGUAUAAAAUUAAAACUCUAUUUAAUAUAUUGUUGUAUGUGAAAACAAAUGCAGUUAGAGUCGGGGUGUACCCAAAGGAGCCUUAAUCGAAAUCUUUCUCCUCUCUUGUCUACACUUCACCUAUAAUUUAUUUUCUAUUCUAUUAUCAAGUGUCUUUUUGCGUCAUAUACGACUCAUAUUCAUGCUAGAAAUAUCCAGCAGGGUUGAUUGUUGUAUUCUUUUAUUCUUUCUUUGUGGCCAUUCUAUCUUCCGUGACCUGUUUGGUUGUGAAAAGAGACGUCAAUGCUUGGAGCUUGGAACCCAAGCUAAGGUUGCUAACUAACUAUGUAUUGUAUUUGUUUUGGAAUCUGAAACUUCACUGUUAAAUAUUUCCAGGGAGUGUUUGGCUCUGCAUUUCAAGUUGGUGUGACUACUUGGUGUUUGCACCAGACAGGGCCUGUUUUUGUUUCCAUGUUUAAGCCUAUAGGAAUUGUGAUAUCGGUGGUUUAAGACUAAAACCUUUGUUAACAUUUUUUAAGAAAUUAGAGGUUUGUUGUGUGGCUCUGAAUUGCUAUAUAAUGAAUAAUUUUGUAGACUUUGCUUGAGAAGAUGAAGUCGGUGUACACGAAUGUAGAAGGUUUUCCUCCGGAUCGAAUUGUGGAAAGCAAUUGCUUCUCCAGGGCGUGGUAUUUUGGCCAUGGAUGAAUCCAAUGCUACAUGUGGAAAGCGGUUGAAUUCAAUUGGACUAGAGAACACCGAAGCUAACCGUCAAGUAUGGCGUAAAAUUAUAUAUGAAGAAAGUGUUAUGACUUGGUUAAAAUAUAAUUUUUAUGUGUAUGAUUUUAUAGUACUUGAAAUAUUAUGAAUGCACAUGAUUUUGUAUA